UUCCGGGAUGGUGUGCACGAGGUCCCAGCGAGCUCAGACUACAUGUACAGUUCCUCACCUUACUAUCUGUCAUUUACUUGCUCAAGUUUAUUGACAAUUACUAAGUGCUGCCUUCUUGUUGUCACCUUACAAAGACAGCUUGUGAAGGUUUUUCAUGUCAACUUCUGAUGUAAGUGGCGCUGCGUGCAGUCAGGUGACACUAGGAACAUAGACUACAAGCACUCAAGUGAUAGUGAAAGAAAAUGAGUCACAGAGGAAUAUUUUCGCGCCGUACACAGGUGUCAUAAAGGUUAAAGCCGCAGUUCUGUGACUCGCGAGUCACGUGACGUCAACAUUGACACAGCUCGACUUGUGACACGACUUCCGUGUAGAGGCCAGCGGAGUAUUGAAGCCGCCAUGAACAUCACCAGCUGUAAGUCAAGUUUUCGAAAUGAGCCAUAGAAAAUAUGAGAGACGUCCUGUGCAGUGACGACUUACAGCAAACCCUUGCUGUCGAGAUGCUGGUGACAUGUAUGGCAGCCCACAGAUGUCAUGGCUCCUGGCUCACACUUCUUGUUGUCAUCUACGGUACCUAUAAAACACUAGGGACAAAAAUAAUCAACUGCAACAACAACAAGGUAGAAAUAUUUGAAGACUCACCUGCUCCAGUCACGUGUGGAGACAUCAGCAGUACAGGCGAUGUUGAAUGGCGACGAGGAGAUGGAGUCAGCAUCGGAGAGUGUAAAGCUGACGGUAGCUGCUUCACUGCCUUAUACAACGACUACAGACUCAGCAGGUCAGCGCAGUCCACGGAGAGUCAGCUGACCCUUGUCCCUGAUUACCGACGUCACGCGGGUGUCACGGUCACGUGUCACGACAGAAUGGGUGCCUCCACAGCCUCCUGUACUCUCGUCAUCAAACGUCACUCUGAGCUCAGUGAGUGUCACGUGACCACCAACCCUGUGGACUGGACUGUGUCAGGUUCAUGUCGUGUACAACAAGCUUUCUCCUCUGAUAACAUCUACACCUGUACAUGGACUAGGAACACAGGGCAGCAGACAUUUGGAGGGUUCGAUGCCAGUCGUGAGCUGUGUUCGUUCACACAAGCUCUGCCACAAGCCGGGGGACUGUACACCUACAGCAUUUCUGUGUCUCCUCCUGCUACUACAGCCUUUUCUCAGCAACUGACACUAGUGGAACCAGGUGACGUAACAACCACGUGCCCACAACUUGUGAUCAGUGGGCAAAACUUGUCCUGUACAUGUCAGACGACAAACACCGCCAGUCCUCCAGCCACAGUGAGAUGGGAGGGACGAGACAGUGAGAAGCUGGUGAAGACUAACGUACAGCGGGAGGACAACGGCACACAGUUCACGUGUCACGUGACAUGGGCUGGGCGUGUCUACACCUCCAUCACCUACACUCUGAUAGUUGCAGUUGAACCAGGCAGCGUAACAACCACGUGUCCACAACUUCUGAUCAGUGGGCAAAACCUGUCCUGUACAUGUCAGACGACAAACACCGCCAGUCCUCCAGCCACAGUGAGAUGGGAGGGACGAGACAGUGAGAAGCUGGUGAAGACUAACGUACAGCGGGAGGACAACGGCACACAGUUCACGUGUCACGUGACAUGGACUGGGCGUGUCUACACCUCCAUCAACUACACUCUGCUGGUUCAUGUGGAACCAGGCAACAUAACAACAUCAUGUCCAGAUCUUGUGAUCAGUGGGCAAGACCUGUCCUGUACAUGUCAGACGACAAACACCGCCAGUCCUCCAGCCACAGUGAGAUGGGAGGGACGAGACAGUGAGAAGCUGGUGAAGACUAACGUACAGCGGGAGGACAACGGCACACAGUUCACGUGUCACGUGACAUGGGCUGGGCGUGUCUACACCUCCAUCAACUACAGUCUGCUGGUUAUAUCUGUGGAAGGCCCCAGUGAUGUCGUCAUUAGCCUAACAGAUGCAGGUAGUAACGGUUCCAGCGUCAUCACUUUAUCGUGUAACACAACAGGUGUCGUCUACCCAAGUGUAAACUUUACCUGGAGUACAGGUGUUUGUCACAAUGAAACUCACGCCGCUAGGAGCAGCACGUGCACCGCUAGUCUGCACGCCGAGGAUGACGGGAAAAGUGUGACGUGCACGGCUAUAAAUAGUAACGACAGCAGGAUAUCCGUCUCCACAUCAGUGACACUGCGAAUAGAUGGGGCCGGAAACAUCUUCAUCUUGACAUCCGACUCCCACUCAACAACAUCGGCUGUCCUCGGACCAGUCGUCGGGGCUGCUGUCGCUGUUGUUGUAGCUGCUGUCAUCGCCAUUUUGUUCGUUGUUCUAAUCAAGAAAAGAAGACGCAAAAUAAAGAAAGCGCCGGAGAAAACGAUUAGGAGCCCUCCGUGUCAGGAUUCUGAAUUCGAGGACCACAUCAACGUGGUGUACGAGAGUUCAGACACCGCUGGACCAAAGAGCAGUUCCACUACCAGUCACUGGAAUAAACAAGUAUGUACUAGGAAGUAUGAAGAUAUUCCGAGUGAAGGAUAUUACUCCCAGAUACGACAAAUGGCGACUGGCAAGACCUUUGCUGAGUCUGACCGAUGUCUGACAAUGAACUUGUACAGCAACUGAGACAGUGAUGGGGGAAACAAAACAGUUGCUGUCACUGGAUGUCAGUCAUCACUGGAUGUCCAUUACGGAAUUAGUAUCCAUGUUCAACGGUUGAUGUCAGCACGCCACCUAUAAUUCUCCACGGUCAUGAGUGGAAAAGAAGUGAACAUUGUGUAAUCUUUAUAAAUAUAAAACAGAUUUAUUUGCCAAGUGACUUUGCACUACUUUCUCUACAAUCACCCACAUGUAGUCGCUAGUAUAAACACAUGCAAUGUAUACAAACAUGUCAGCAAAAUUCCUCUCCCUUAUAUUGCUCUUUCUCUAACUCUUUCAUUUUCUUUCUGCACUUUUUUUUCUCUCACUCUCUCUCUCAAACACACAAACACACUCUAUACACCAUCGUCACAUUCAAACUCCGCUAAACUACAUUCACACAGAUACUCAAAGACCAAUGCGGGCUCGCACAUACCAAUGCACGGACACACACUCAUACACAUGUCUCGUGUUGCUAGCAGUUCAUACAGAAGUAAAGAGAAAAUUUGGAAAUAGUGACUUUUAAUAAUGUUAUAUAUGUUGACAUGACAGGAAAGUUCUUGAAUUAUCAGCACUGAUUUAAAAAGACGAAAUAUUGAAGUCUGUGUAAACCACAAGCUGCUCUUAAGGUCCAUGAUGGCUGACUUGGAACAUGACUAAUAUCAUCUGUUAUCAUCGAAUUGUCAGGUAGACGAAAAGAAGAAUGUUGCCUGCACAGCCAUGUACACAAUUAGCACUCUAGUUGGUUUUAGUUUUGUUCUGCUAAAGAUCAGUUUUGCUAUAAACCUUUGAAGGCGCAGGUUUCAUUAAGUUCACUUAUAUUGCUAUUAAACUAAUGAUAAGCACUCAGAUUGUGUAGACCUAUCAACUUAGCCCAUCUACGGAUGGUAGAAAAACAAUUUCAAGUACCACGUGGCUUUUGAGGCCCUAAGAUACAAGAAACGGGUAAACAACGAGAUCGAACUAUUUUUGUACUCCUUGAUCUGUUAGUGUGACUAUAAAUAUUACCACCCUGAUAAUAAUUAUUCACCAUGGCCAUCAUUUCCACUUUCUCGUCCAUUCUAAGGGGUCUCUGCUGUCUUACUAAGGUGUGAUAACUGCUAUAAAUGAGUCAAGUGGCUGUGAAACUUUUAUCAUAAGCUGUUAUACAACAACUCAGCUGGUGCUUACCGUGGUGUACGCCUGACCCCGAGGUCAUCUCUACCUCCGUGGUAGACAAGAAUUCCGUACAAACAUAAUUUUUUAUGAAAAUCACAACACCUCAGGUAAAUGUCUGCGGAAAUAGCAAUGUUAAUAAACACAAAGGGGACAUCAGGCAGUUUAUUGAAGACCGCGGCAGUAGUGUUCUUAGUUUAUCGGCACAAAGACAAAAGAAGGAUGAGUGUCUACAGACUUUCACAAACUACAAGUUAUACUUUGUGCAAUGAUAACCACUGGAAACACGUCCAAUGAUUGAAUAAAGCAAAACUUUGUGUUAUCAUA
Messenger RNA from Pomacea canaliculata, 4094 nucleotides. RefSeq lists its product as uncharacterized. Bases 447 to 2600 code for a protein of 717 amino acids. Gene Ontology annotation, cellular component: plasma membrane. The transcript has 13 exons. The record is from RefSeq and is a predicted model, not a curated record. NCBI's taxonomy places the organism in Eukaryota, Metazoa, Mollusca, Gastropoda, Architaenioglossa, Ampullariidae. Gene Ontology annotation, molecular function: sialic acid binding. Gene Ontology annotation, biological process: cell adhesion.